This is a messenger RNA of Zasmidium cellare ATCC 36951, 2145 nucleotides long. RefSeq lists its product as uncharacterized. The coding region runs from base 1 to 2145 and encodes 714 amino acids. The record is from RefSeq and is a predicted model, not a curated record. NCBI's taxonomy places the organism in Eukaryota, Fungi, Ascomycota, Dothideomycetes, Mycosphaerellales, Mycosphaerellaceae. The transcript has a single exon.
AUGGCGGGCUUGAAGCGUCGGUCGACCCGCCAGGCCGCCGUUCGCAAGCGAUCCAUCUACGCCGAGCCAGAUACCGACGACGACUUCGAGGUCGACAGCGAAGCAGACUACGAACCUGAACCCGAUGUCGAAGAGACCGCGCCACCGCCAAAGAAGCGCAAAGUCACCACACGACACAAACCGCAGACUCGAAGCAGAGCGAAGAGCAAGCCGGCGAACAAGACGGUCAGAUCUGUCUUCAAGAUUGGCAAGCCUCGCAAGGCGAACAGCAGCAAGGAUGUCGCGGCCUCGAAAAAGGAAUUCGCAGGCCCCAGCGAUCAUCGCAUACCUAAGUGGGCAUCGCUGCCGGUCGAUAUCCUCAGAGACAUCUUCAUCUUCGCAUCAUACCCACUUCACGAGGGAACCACAGAGUCGGGCAACAACGUCUCGUGGCUCAUCAAGUCGGCCUUGACGUGUCGCGCAUUUGCGCUUCCUGCUCUUGAAGCCUACUAUCAAUCACCGGCGAUGUUGACUUCGCUACAUCCACAUCACCUGCUGGAUCUUUUGCGCAUGCCCAAGGACAAGCGCUGGGUUGACUACAGCGUCAAGAUCAAGACCCUGUCUAUCGAUGUACGGAGGCUAGCCUACGUCGCUCACAACAAACCAUCAUUCGACCUUUGUCCGCUCGUUGCAGAGCUUCCCCAACUACAACACAUGGAGAUUCUACAUCCCAUGUAUCUACCUCCUUACCGCCCUUUCAAGAUUCAACGUUGGACCUUCCCCGCCACCGAGCUGUUUCAGACGAUGGAGCGCCACGACAUACGCCUCAAGAGUUGGAGAUGGUCGCGAGACAUGAUUCCAAAGAACGCAUUUCUUGAUCUGUAUGGAAUGAUGACGACCGCGCAUCAGAGCAAGGUCUUCAGCCGACUCGAUCGUUUGGUAGUCUGUGGCUUCAAUUACGAGGAUAGUUCUGAGCCUAAGGCGCCAGAAGGUUCAGAUGGUAUUUAUUGCAAACUUUACGACCUGGAUAAUGCUAAUCCAGCUACAGAAGCUAUUGCGACACCACCAGGGCUUGCGACUUCGAUACAGAAGCUACCUGCCAUUCAGGACCUGACCUUCAUAUCCUGCGACAUCAUCAUGGAGAAGUUCCUACAGCGCCUGCCACAAAACCUCCAGCGACUCGAAUUGAGCAACUGUCUUGAGAUCACCAGCGACAUGAUGCGCGCCUUUUUUAACACAUCGGGCGCGCAACUCAAGGAGCUGGUUCUAAAUCACAAUGCUGCUCUCAACCUCAGCUUUCUUCAAGCGCUCAAAGUGUCGUGCCCACGGCUUGAGGUCCUCAAGGUCGACUUGCACUACUACAGCGAGAGAUUUACCAUCAACGAUGCGACCGCACUCUACGACGAGCUCCUACCAGAAGAUGAGGUACCAACGUGGCCGUCAACUUUGCGGCAUCUGGAGAUCGUACAUGCUCAGAAGUGGUCACCUGAAUCGGCUCAAAACCUCUUCCGUUCGUUGAUUGACAGCGCGCCGGAGUUACUUGACUUGCGCAGUCUUGUACUACAAGCACACAUCAACAUCCCAUGGCGUGAUCGAGUCGGCUUUCGCGACCAGUGGAUAGAACGACUCCGUCGUGUCUAUCUUCGCAGAGAGAUAGAGCCAGCUAAGAAUCUCGGAUCUAUUCGCCAGUACAAGUUAUGGAAGCAGGCGCAAGGCCUUGACAAUGUCGAGAGUAUGGACGAACUGGGCCAUGACAACCAAGCUGAUGCGGCCCGCAUAACCCGGACGAUGUCCCACGUUCAGGUGUCUACCCACAAGUCGAGUGGUGAUACGGAAGCAUACUCUGACUCCGAUGUACCACCUGCCGCAGCACAUGGCCAGCCUCGACGCAGCAAGCGCGUGGCAGAGACGCAAGUCAGUCAAGCAUCCAAGUCCAACAGCCCGUCACCAGAGUCGGACGAAGAAUCCGAGAGUGAGGAAGAAGAAUGGCGCAAGCAGCCAGAGAAGUUCAUUCAGGGUCUCUGCCAGCUGGUCGAUAUUCGCAUCGACAAUCAGCGUCCACGCGAGAACCAAUGGACCGAAGGCGAUUUCCUCGAUAGCGAAGUCAGCGGCGAUGAGGAUUGGCAGGAAGGUGCUGAGUUUGAGGAGGAGACGUAUGCGUGGUGA